AUGUUUGCUUCCCUCUCUGUCGUCAACGUUUUGUUGGCAUUUGUUGCUUUGUUUGCUCUGAUCUCUUCCUUCACACCUACUUCUACUGGAGUAAUGGCAGCUGAAGACAAACGUUCAGAAUACGGAACUGUGAUCGGUAUUGAUUUGGGUACAACGUAUUCUUGUGUCGGUGUUCAACGUAAAGGUCGUGUAGAAAUUAUUGCAAACGAUCAAGGUAACCGUAUCACUCCUUCUUGGGUCGCUUUUGGCGAUGAUGAACGUUUGAUUGGUGAUGCAGCAAAGAACCAAGCUGCACAAAACCCAGAACGUACAAUCUUCGAUGCCAAACGUCUAAUUGGUCGUGCCUGGAGCGAUCCCGACGUCAAGAAAGAUGCCCGUCACUUCCCCUUCAAAUUGGUUGAGCGGGAUGGUAAGGCUGCCAUUUCUGUCGAAGUUCGUGGAUCUUCCCGUACUUUCACUCCUGAAGAAAUUUCUGCCAUGGUCUUGCAAAAGAUGAAGGAAACAGCAGAAGCUUAUUUGGGUCACAAGGUUACCCAUGCCGUCGUUACUGUCCCUGCUUACUUCAAUGACGCUCAACGUCAAGCCACAAAGGAUGCAGGUACAAUCGCCGGUUUGACAGUUCUCCGUAUCGUUAACGAACCCACAGCUGCAGCAAUUGCAUACGGUUUGGACAAGAAGGGUGACUCUCAAAUCAUCGUUUACGAUUUGGGAGGUGGUACUUUCGAUGUUUCUCUUCUGUCCAUCGAAGAUGGUGUGUUUGAAGUCUUGGCUACUGCUGGUGAUACUCAUUUGGGUGGUGAAGAUUUCGAUAACCGAGUUUCGGAAUACAUCCUCAAACAAUUCAAGAAGAAGGAAGGCUUGGACGCAUCUGGCAACAAACGUAGCGUGGGUAAACUUCGUCGUGAAGUUGAACGUGCAAAACGUACAUUGUCAAGUCAAAUGUCAACAAAGAUUGAAAUCGAAAGCUUCUUUGACGGAAAGGACUUGUCAGAAACAUUGACUCGUGCUAAAUUCGAAGAAUUGAACGCAGACCUUUUCCGCAAGACAAUGAAACCCGUUGAACAAGUCAUUAAAGAUGCUGGUGUCAAGAAGGAAGACAUUGAUGACGUCGUUUUGGUCGGUGGUUCUACCCGUAUUCCAAAGGUUCAACAAUUGUUGAAAGAAUUCUUUGACGGUAAGGAACCAAGCAAAGGUAUUAACCCUGACGAAGCCGUUGCAUGGGGUGCAGCAGUUCAAGGAGGUGUUCUAGCUGGCGAUGAAGGUGCUGCGGACGUUUUGUUGAUCGAUGUUAACCCUCUCACACUCGGUAUUGAAACAACGGGCGGAGUGAUGACCAAAUUGAUCCCACGUAACACCGUCAUUCCUACCAAGAAGUCUCAAAUCUUCAGUACUGCUGCCGACAACCAAAAUGUUGUCUUGAUUCAAGUAUUCGAAGGUGAACGUGCAUUGACAUCUCAAAACCACAUGUUGGGUAAAUUCGAAUUAACCGGUAUUCCACCUGCCCCUCGAGGUGUACCUCAAAUCGAAGUCACUUUCGAAUUGGACGCUAACGGAAUCAUGAAAGUUUCCGCUGCUGAUAAAGGAACGGGUAAAUCCGAGAGUGUCACAAUCACCAACGACAAGGGCCGUUUGACGGAAGAACAAAUUCAAAAGAUGGUCAAGGAAGCCGAAGAAUUUGCCGAACAAGAUGAAGAAGUUCGCAAGCGCAUUGAAGCAUUGAACUCUUUGCAAAACUUUAUUGCCACAACCAAGACUACCAUCAAUGACAAAGAAGGAUUAGGUGGUAAAUUGGACAGUGACGACAAGAAGAAGAUCCAAGAAGCAUUGAAAGAGUCUGAAAACUGGUUGGAGGAGAACAAUGCCAAGGCAGAAGCCGCAGACAUUGAAGAACAACUCAGUGAAUUGCAAGCUCAAAUUGCACCAAUCACCGCAAAGAUUUACGGUGAAAGUGCUGGUGGAGCAGGUGCAGGAGCAGGUGGUGCACCAAAAGAUGAUGAUGAGUUGAACUGGGGUGCAGGUGGUCACGAUGAAUUGUAG
Meira miltonrushii is the source of this 2037-nucleotide messenger RNA. Its product is annotated as heat shock protein 70. The transcript has a single exon. The record is from RefSeq and is a predicted model, not a curated record. Lineage: Eukaryota; Fungi; Basidiomycota; Exobasidiomycetes; Exobasidiales; Brachybasidiaceae. Bases 1 to 2037 code for a protein of 678 amino acids. Gene Ontology annotation, biological process: cellular response to unfolded protein; protein refolding; endoplasmic reticulum unfolded protein response. Gene Ontology annotation, molecular function: ATP binding; heat shock protein binding; ATP hydrolysis activity. Gene Ontology annotation, cellular component: nucleus; cytoplasm; endoplasmic reticulum chaperone complex.